Messenger RNA from Saprolegnia parasitica CBS 223.65, 744 nucleotides. RefSeq lists its product as hypothetical. Lineage: Eukaryota; Oomycota; Saprolegniomycetes; Saprolegniales; Saprolegniaceae. The record is from RefSeq and is a predicted model, not a curated record. The annotation marks the transcript as partial. The transcript has a single exon.
AGUCGCCUACUCGAUGUGGUGGGCAAACCCGCGAAUGUAAAAGUCGGCGUCGCGCGCUGUCAAGGCGAACGCCGGCCGCGCCACCGACGCCUCCAGCGCAGCCGAGAGCAGCGGAAUGUCGUCGCCAAGCACGCGCACGUGGCGGUAGUGCUGCAGCAGAAUGUCAAACCGAAAGAGGAACGUCAUGAUGUUGAUCUCGGCGCUGCUAAAGCGGUCGCCCAGCAGGUACGGACCCUUGGCCCGGAACGCGGCCGCGUGCUCGCGGUAGAUGCGCUCGAGGCCUUGGAGCGACGCGCGCAUCUCGGCCUCCAGCGCCGGCAUCUUGGCGUCAUCGCUGUUGUGCAAGAUGGCGUAGAACCGGCUCGGCUCAAACUUGGCGACUGCCAGCUGGGCGAGGGCGGCGAGGCGCGGGGCGUCGGCGCAGUAGAGCUUUCCGCCGUUGACUUUGGCGUCAAUGUACUGCGAGAUGAUGGUCGACUCGUACACGGGCUCGCCGUCGUCGAGGAGGAACGGGACCGUGCCAAAGCGGUUAAAGUCCGUCUUGUAGCUCUCGGGCAUGGCGGUGAGCGAGAUGCCAAUCAUGUCAAAGGCGGCGUCGACCUCGACGGCGGUCCAGAGCGCACGGUGGCCAAAGGGACAGACGAGGCUGUUGAAGAGAUGGGUUUUUCCGUCCUGCGUCCGAAGCGAGGCGAGCGUGGUUGCGUCCAGCGACGUGUACUCGACGAUGUCAAGGCUCAUGGUUGA